GCGCGAAUUUGCAGGAAGCGUUAACAGUCCUUUUACCAGUAGAUAAAUUGUCAACAGUCAAGACUCAAGACUGGGAUCUUAGAUCGUUUUAGAGACAGCGCCGAUACUGUCACUGACAGAAAGAGAGGAGAGGUAGAGAAAGACUUCACAUCCUAGAGAUCCCUGUAGUCUAAGCUCCCAUCACUGGGAGGCCCCACCCUCCACCGUCACCAUGGCUACCAGAGGGAGUGGCCGGCCCAAUGGCACGCUGCCCCAGACCAAGAUAUGCCAGUUUAAACUGGUCCUACUGGGAGACAUGGCAGUGGGAAAGUCCAGCCUAGUUCUGCGCUUCGUCAAGGGACAGUUUGAUGAGUUCCAGGAGACCACCAUCGGAGCUGCGUUCCUGGCCCAGUCUGUGUGUCUAGACGACACUACCGUGAAGUUUGAGAUCUGGGACACAGCGGGACAGGAGCGCUACCACAGUCUGGCUCCCAUGUACUACCGCGGGGCACAGGCUGCCAUCGUGGUCUUUGACAUCACCAAGCCGGAGACGUUUGAGCGGGCUAAAGCCUGGGUGAAGGAGCUACAGAGGCAGGCUAGCCCCAACAUUGUCAUUGCUCUGGCAGGCAACAAGGCGGACCUGGCUGAGAAGAGACUAGUGGAGUAUGAGGAGGCCCAGACCUAUUCUGAAGACACUGGACUUCUCUUCAUGGAGACCUCUGCCAAGACUGCCAUGAAUGUCAACGAACUUUUCCUGGCCAUUGCCAAAAAGAUGCCCAAAAUGGACACCCAGAAUCCUACACACGCAGCACGACACAGGGGAGUGAACCUACAGGAUCCUGAAGCCCACAACACCCGAUCCUGCUGAGGAGGAGGAGGAGGAGGGAACUAGGACUGCUUCACCGCCAUCCUGCCAUCCCUGUUCCAAACCUCUGGGGUCGGGCAGGGGGACACCCCCUCCACCCUCCCUCCCAUCCACAGACAGACCACUAUUGAGAGAAAUAGAAAGAGGGGAAGAAAGAAAGAGGGAGUUUGAGUUGGACGGUUGUCUUUUAUGAGUGUUUGCCUCACCAAUCAAGGCCAGAGAGAUUUUGGACAAAGACUGACAGACAUGAGGAGGAAAAAGACUGUGAGAGAGUGAAUACUUUGUAUAGUAUUGAGCGCUAAUCGUGGCUGUUUUGCGUUUUGUCUGUCUCGUUUAAUUUCAAUCAUGGUUCCAUUUGAUUAUGCAAUCGCUGCAGUAUCAGUUCUUGAGUGGCAGAGAGUGAAGAAAGGAGAGAUGGAGCAAGGGAGACUGAAGGAUGAGGGAAUGAAAGAGUGAAUGGGAUGCAGGUCAUACUCCCUCCCUAUAGUCUUCCCAUUUGUGCACCUCACAGAGAGGCAGAGCUGUAUUAAAUGCCCUCUCAUCACCCUCCUCUGGCAUGAGCCCCAGACAACCUGGACAACCUUAACCCAACUCUGGGCCAUUCCAGAUACUCCCCAGUCCCUACAGAUAGAGUAACCCAUGUUAGAUGGCACAGGUUACCCACAAUCCCAAAAGACAGAGGGAGGAUAACCACAGUUUAUUGCCUCUUCUAAUGCCCUUAUUUCCUCUGGUGCCCUUUAUUUAUUUGAAUCCCUAGGCUAUAUUAUUAUAAUUAUUACUCCUUAGACAGCGGUGUUGUGAAACAUCAUGCUGCCAGUGCCAGUCUGGUAUUAUCCAGGCAUCUCCUCCUCAUUUAUCUAUCUUCCAGGCACAGAUGUACACUAAAGAACCCAGAGUCCAGUAUUUAUUUGCUGUUGGGACUGAGUCAUGCUCUAGGCCAUGUCUGUCUGGCUAGACCUUCACUGGAAACCUUCACUGUUUCUAACAAUCAAUCCACUGUCUAGGGCACAAUUGGUGAUAUCCAUGGCCACAGUCUCUCCUGGUCAGUUUACAUCGUCAGCAGAAAUUCCUUGCCCCUCGUAGUGAUAACUUAUAGUUGGUAUUGAUCUCAAACCCUAGCCUGGUCCCAGAUCUGUCUCACUCUGCUCAACAAUGACUAUAGGAGUUUGCAAGAAAGCACAAGCAGAUCUGGGACCAGGCUACUCAAACCCCUCUAGACUUGCAGUCCUGUAGGUAGGAAACCAAUGUAUCUGGUAUCUGGCCUGUCAUGUUGUGGAUGCAAGGGCCAUGAUCUACAUGAUAUGUUCUGCUGUUCCUCAUUUGUCUUGUUUCUUACUACUUAAGAGUUGAUGUCAUUGAAAACAUUGUAAACAAACGCUUUUAACGUGACUAAUGAGCUGAUGCUGUUCAAAGCACUGGAGUGAGACGGCAAGCUUUGGUGACAGAGCUACUCAAUCUGUUGAUGGAUUCUGAAUUGACCCUUAACCCCUAGACAUAUUUAUGUAGAUCUGAACAGAUCAGAAAGGUUAAUGCUUUAUGAUAGUUGCUUAACCUGGCCAAAUAGGUGGAUUAUUUUUUGCCAUAUUGCUUCCACCUCUCCAAGAUCUACAGGAGUGUCUGGUGUAGGGAAGGAUCCAUUUGGGAUGUGUCCGAGGCUUAGCUAAGAAGAAUAAGGCUGCUUACAAGGGGUUUACAAACAAAACAAGAAGUGCCUUCUCCCAUUUUCUUCCUUUGUUCUUUGUUUUGGGUUUGCUUUGGCGUGUUCAAUAGGCAGACAUGUACCUUUUUAUUGAACCUUUAUUUUAUCAGGGGGUCAUACUCAGACCAAGGUCUCUUUUACAGAUGAGCCCAGAAUGACAGAAAAUAUACGCAGCAAAAUGCAAACAGAAAGAAAAACACACUAGAUCGGUUUCCAUCCAAUUGGUGACAGAUUUAUGUGAAUAUGUGCGUAGGCUGGGCUGGUAGAUUAUAUAAUGGGAUUAUUACGGAUGGGAGCAAGAAUAAUUGUUUUUGUUAAACGGCAGUCAAGCGUCGAUCAUGUCACCAGAAUAAGACCCUCGAUAUGUAUUGGAAAGGAGCAUCAAGAUCACUAUGCGCUUUCACCACCCUGUGAAGUUCAUCAUAUAUUAUUUCAUCUGUAGCCUAAUAAACUGCAUGGUUUCCCGAGUCAUAGUGGGAGGACAACACA
Molecule: messenger RNA, 3032 nt
Organism: Oncorhynchus masou masou (cherry salmon)
Lineage: Eukaryota; Metazoa; Chordata; Actinopteri; Salmoniformes; Salmonidae
Gene: rab5b
Product: RAB5B, member RAS oncogene family
Exons: 7
Coding region: 212-847 (211 amino acids)
Biological process (GO): vesicle-mediated transport
Molecular function (GO): GTP binding; GTPase activity
Source: RefSeq, a predicted model, not a curated record